Messenger RNA from Rhodofomes roseus, 2407 nucleotides. RefSeq lists its product as uncharacterized. The transcript has 2 exons. The record is from RefSeq and is a predicted model, not a curated record. Lineage: Eukaryota; Fungi; Basidiomycota; Agaricomycetes; Polyporales; Fomitopsidaceae. The annotation marks the transcript as partial.
CUUCGCCCUCCCCCUCCCUGUUUGACUAUGACCCUCCCCUAUCCCCCGAGAGCACCCCAGCCGCUCCUGCCUCGACCACUGUAUCUGGUGGUGCCGCAGGUGGCACCACCGGAUCCUCCUACGGCGGUCGUAAGACCCCGUACUCCAAACCUAAGGCGAAUAGCCCAUCUCCGAGCGAGGAAAAGGUCUCAGCACCUGCCCGAGCUCGGACUCUCUCGCGCCAUGGCUCUGUCGAGGGUACACCACCCCCGGCAAGCCUAGCGUAUGUACCGAGUAGCCUCCUCGAAGAGCGCGAACUCGAAAUACCCCGAAGCUGGGCCUCCCCUAUGCCGGAAGACCCCGGAGACCGCGGCAUGUCCGUAGACCCCGAACUCCACGCCCCGCCCCUCGACUUCAUAGCGAGGUGGCCGGAAGUAGCAACCACGUGGAAGUGGAAUGAGGAAGACGCGCUUGCGGCCGUGCGCAGAAACCUCUUCAACAUCCACGCGUUCCUUGAAUCGGGCCGGUCCCAGUUCAAGAAACACGUGUCCGACGUCACCUCCGAUGGGGCGGACCAAUCGGGUCAAUGGUGGCACCUCGCCUCCCAGGAACUCGCCAACGUCUACCGGACCUGGAUUGACAUUGCUCCAGCGUCUGCCCAAAUCUUGUACCCUCCCGGGUCCGAGGUCAUCGCCCAAGCUCUCUUCCAGGAGAGAGAGGAAAGCGCUGCGCUUCGCGCGCAGCUUAAUAAGCGAGACGAGUGGAGGAAACCGCUCGCCAAUGCCUUCAACCAGCUGUACGAAAGGGUACACGCUGACCACGACCUCAUAAGCAAGGGAGUCCUCGCCACGAGUGACGAACUUAAGCGUGAGGUAGAUGGCCUUAGGUCGACGUUGAAGGCGGUCUCUGGCCGCGUCGACAGUAUCGCAGCAGGUCCGGCUUCAUAUGCCGCGGCCACCGCUUCUUCCAAGGGCAAAGGGCGGGAGAGGGCUCCCUCUCCGCCGCAUGUCCACUUCGACGAGCAGAAGACGACGGAUCCCCGGAAACGGAAGGACCGCCCUCAGACGCCCUCUGACGCUAAGGCUGCCCAGGCAGCUGAUGCAGCCAAGGCUAAGCGCGCGCGCAGCCAAUCCCCUUCGACGGCGACUGCGUCUGGUGACACCAUGUCCCAGGCCAUAGUCCUCGACUCUUCGCAGGACUGGGCCCGUCUGGGUCAGGCUGCUUCAAUCGGAGGACUAGCUCCCUCCAUCGGUUUAGUGAACGCGCUCGCGAUUUCUAAAGGUCUGGAAGCUGCCGGGUACUCACGCCCUGGCGCUCCGCCUCCUCCUGGGCCCAUCGGGUCUUCUGCUCUUGUCGCUCGUCCCGGACAACCGGCGACAGGGACGCCCUCCUCCAAGAAGCCGGUUCCGCCUGCUCCUGCUAAGAAGCCCCCGCCGAUCCAUGUGAAACAGGGCAACCCGGUCGAGAACUCGCGCUCCGUGCUAGUGCGGAUUUUCCCCCACACCUUCACCGACAUUGACUGUUCGUUGGAGAUCCUCACGUCGUACAUCAACGACGCUUGCCGAAGUUCGGGUUCGAUGAUGCAGGCCGCCUCGUCUGUACUCAAGAAUUCGGGACGAGACGUCAUCGUCAAGUUCGCCGAAAGGCCGACUGAUGAGCUGUUCGCCGUCCUUCGCGAGAAGGUGACUGCGCUCCUUACCGCCCUCGCCGCUGAAAAGCGCCCGGGGGAUCUUUUUCAGGCGAACGUCGAGCACAUCCACGAGCUCACGUGCGUCAGUAUCAAGACGCUUGUCACUGCUCGGGCCGUCCCGGGUCAGAGGAAGCUCGCCGACGUCACCAUGGAAGAGUUCUGGCAUGAGCUCGUCCGGUGUGCGGAAAUCGACAAGAAUACGAAGGCGUUUUUGGACGUCGUCGUCCCCUUCUCCAACUCUCCUCGCGCUACCGUUGAGAGGCAAGGCAGUACUGGACAGCUUAAAUGCUUCGUCCGGGACUAUCACAGCGGGGCUAUUGCCCACAAGCUGGCUUCCAGAGACGUGCUCCUCUUCGGGACGCGUCAUAAUGUCCAGGUCUACAACGCGCGCAACGCGAUGAAACCCUGCACCAAGUGCUGGCGAUGGGGUCACGGUAGUGACCGAUGCACGCAACAGAAGCUUUGCUGCCCCCUGUGCGGCGAGCAUCACACCGAGGAAGCGCACGCGGCGGAGGCCUCGUGCUGCACCGAAGCGCGGUUCUGGACGGAUGACCUCCCGGUUUGUCCCUCUGACCACCACUACUGCCCGAACUGCCUCCGGGCAGGCCACGGCCCAGCCAACCGGACCAGUUGCACGGUCUGGAAGCACAAUAACGACAAAGCCUUGGUCUCACGUAAGAUUGAGGCGGCGGAGUCACCUAGGCAGCAGGACGACCGAGUGAAGAAGGAAGUCCAGAA